Messenger RNA from Caenorhabditis auriculariae, 551 nucleotides. The record is from the annotation of a GenBank genome assembly. Lineage: Eukaryota; Metazoa; Nematoda; Chromadorea; Rhabditida; Rhabditidae.
AUGCUCAAGCCAUUCAUUGCGAGGAAGAUUGUCUUCGAAUCGACGUGUCUGCUCUGUCGAACCGCUCUCAGUGCUUCGAAAUUUUCGAUUUGGUCCUUUUCGGACGCAAACGUGAGAUUUAAUUCGAGCGCAACUUCUGAUAGUUUUUCUAGAACGUCAAAAGUUUGUACUUGGAAUGGAAGUCGGAGGGUUGCCUUCCGUUGAUCUUGUCACGGUUCUCGGCUUCUGUCUUCGUCCUUCUCGGCAUGAUCUUCUCCAAAGUCGAGUUUAAUCGCUCAGCUAUUCACUUUUCAAACUUCAAGGUUUAAUUAGUUACUCAGAAGUCUUGAUAAUCGUUUUCAGUGCUGGGUCGACUCAAAAGAUACUUUUAUCUUGUUUUUAAGCGAGGCAAAAAUCAGGGAUUAUGAAGGUUUAUUUGUUACAAAGGCUUGAAAAUCAUUUCUUUUUCAGUCGAAUUGAAGUCUUUCGUGCCGCUGGUCGUCAUGGCGCGUUUUUAUUACCACAUCGUUGCUUUUAAUAAAAUGCAAUGGUGUCGUUUUCCUAAAAGAUGA